AUGGAAAGGAAAAAGCAGGAUUGUGUGAUUAAUAUUGACAAUGGCACUGAAGGUCAAAAUAUAGACUGCAUUGGUGAUGUUGAACUUGGGUUAAAGGAAUCAAACCAAAAUUUAAGAGGAAUUAAUAUUUCUGUUAAUGAAGACAAUAAAAAACUUAUCAGUGAACCAAUAAAACCGUCUAAUGAUAAAUUGGAAGAAGAACCUUCAAAUAAUGAAACGAGAAAAGUUUACAGUUUUCAAUUUAUUUUGUUAUUAUUGUCAUUUAUAAAGUCUUCCAUCAACAAAACAAAAUUAUUUUGGAUUGUAGCAAUUUAUACCUUAAUUGGAGCAAAUUUGUUUAUGUGGUUAGAAAUACCUUCAGAUUUGGAAAUUAGGGAAGAAGCAAGGGAUUAUCAUCUGGUGAGAGGUUUUUUCAAUUGA
Messenger RNA from Meloidogyne enterolobii, 420 nucleotides. NCBI's taxonomy places the organism in Eukaryota, Metazoa, Nematoda, Chromadorea, Rhabditida, Meloidogynidae. The record is from the annotation of a GenBank genome assembly.